AUGGAUCGGAUAAUGUUGCUCCGUGCCAUGUGCACUGUUCUAAUCCAAGAGGAGCUACAAAACCAGCACCAACGUCGCCGGCAUGUGUGGUACCUCAGGCUCAUCAGAGCCAGUCACAUCCAGAGUAGAACCAUAUACUGCAGGAUCAACCUGAGUGUUCCCGUCCUGGACUGUUUCUACAACCAGGAGGACACGAGGCCCGAUUUUCGGCUAAGCAGGGAGUCCUUGGCAGUGUUGCUAAAUCUCCUGGACCAGGAUCGGCGCCAUGGUUGGGGUGCCACAAUUGAGAUCCUGGUAUUCACAUUCUGGUUGGCAAGUGGAGCAUCCUACAGGCUGGUGUCAAGAGUGUUUGGGAUGCCUCGUUCCACUGUCCACACCAUUGUCCACCGUGUCACUGAAGAAGUGGUGGCCAUUCGCCACCAGGUCAUCCACCUUCCAAAGACACCAGAGGACCUGGAGGCAGUGUCCCGUGGGUUUGCAGGGCUGGCACGUCACAGAGCCUUCCUGAAAGCGGCAGUCUGUGACCAUCAGGGCUGCUUCAUCGACACCUACGUGGGCUGGCCUGGUUCGGUGCACGAUGCCAGGGUGCUCCGCCACAGCCCACUGUACAGACAGUCGGUCUACCCUCCUCCAGGACAUUUCAUCCUCGCAGAUGGGGGGUACCCAUGCCUCCAACGUCCACUCCCCCUCAUCACACCCUACAAGAGGCCAGUCCGAGGUGUAGGAGCCCAGCGCUUCAACAGCCACCAUUCCAGGGCACACUCCAUCAUAGAGCGUGCUGCCGGUGACAUCGUGGCCCCAGUGGAUGAGCCUGAGGACGAUGGUGCAGAGGAUGGGGAGGGGGAGGCUGGGUUGGAGGCAGUCAGUGGUGCUCUUUGGUGGGACCAACUGUCAUCUGAGGUGUCAGCCCUGGAGGAGGUACCACCAGACCACGACUACUGUUAA
Oreochromis niloticus (Nile tilapia) is the source of this 945-nucleotide messenger RNA. Its product is annotated as putative nuclease HARBI1. The record is from RefSeq and is a predicted model, not a curated record. The coding region runs from base 1 to 945 and encodes 314 amino acids. Lineage: Eukaryota; Metazoa; Chordata; Actinopteri; Cichliformes; Cichlidae. The transcript has 4 exons.